Hippocampus zosterae (dwarf seahorse) is the source of this 7579-nucleotide messenger RNA. RefSeq names its product patched 1 (gene ptch1). The record is from RefSeq and is a predicted model, not a curated record. Lineage: Eukaryota; Metazoa; Chordata; Actinopteri; Syngnathiformes; Syngnathidae. Gene Ontology annotation, biological process: smoothened signaling pathway. Bases 440 to 4996 code for a protein of 1518 amino acids. The transcript has 24 exons. Gene Ontology annotation, molecular function: smoothened binding; hedgehog receptor activity; hedgehog family protein binding. Gene Ontology annotation, cellular component: plasma membrane.
CCUCACCCUCCCUCUUGUCCCUCCUUUUCCACCCCCCCCCCCUCCUCCUCCUCCUCCUGGAGCUCUUUUUCUGCUCUUCUAUUCAAAGUCAGAGUUGGCCGUGACGCGCGGCCCAGGGGAAGACGAGCAGCAGCACACAUCUCCGCAAAAUGCAGCGAGAAGCGUCCAGCGAUCUGGCGUGCGGCUCAUUCUGAGAGACACUCUUCUUGUUUUUCUGCGUUUUUCUAUUCGACCGCUUUGUUGUUGUCGCUGUGCCUCACGGGUUUGGAAAACGCGGUGCAAAAGGCGGUGGAGACCUUACCGGAUCACGCGAUGUGGGGAUGGACGCCGCGCUCUACUUUGACUCGUCCUCUCCAAGCGGACGAUGAGGUCCCCCCUCCGAGUGAAACUUUGUCGGAUCGUAAGUGGGAAUCGGUAAGCAGCGCGCAGUCCGCGCAACAUGGCCUCGGCUGCUAGUGCGCCCCCCGAGCCGGGGACAGGAGAACCCGGCCGGCCGAGGCUAACGCGGAGGACCCGGAGGGACUCGAGCCGCGAGCCGCCACCGCAGCCGUCUGCACCGCCGGAUUUGGACUACCUGCAGCGGCCGAGCUACUGCGACGCGGGCUUCGCUUUGGAGCAGAUCUCCCAGGGCAAGGCGACUGGAAGGAAAGCACCGCUAUGGCUGAGAGCAAAGUUCCAGAGACUUUUAUUCCGGCUGGGCUGCUACAUACAAAAGAACUGUGGAAAGUUUUUGGUGUUGGGCCUUAUGAUUUUCGGAGCCUUCGCGGUGGGCUUACGUGCGGCUAAUUUGGAGACGGACGUGGAGAAGCUUUGGGUGGAAGUGGGCGGGCGUGUGAACCAGGAACUGAAGUACACGCGACAAAAGAUCGGCGAAGAGGCCAUGUUCAACCCUCAGCUCAUGAUCCAGACACCACGGCAGGAAGGAGCCAGCGUGCUGACUGUGGACGCGCUCCAACAGCACCUGGAGUCAGCCAUGCGAGCCAGCAGAGUUCACGUUUACCUUUAUAACCGACAAUGGAAAUUGGAACAUUUAUGCUACAAAUCAGGAGAACUAGUCACGGAAACACAUUAUAUGGACCAGAUCAUAGAAAAGCUUCAUCCCUGUCUCAUCAUCACACCUCUGGACUGUUUCUGGGAGGGAGCCAAGCUCCAUUCCGGGAUGGUCUAUCUACCAGGUAAAGACCCAUUGCAGUGGACCAAUUUUGACCCGAAGGACUUCCUGGAGGACUUGCGGCGGGCACACUUCCCUGUGGACAGUUUUGAGGACAUGCUGGAAAAGGCAGACGUCGGCCAUGGUUAUAUGGACCGACCCUGCCUGAACCCUUCCGACCCCGACUGCCCUCUGACCGCCCCCAACAAGAACUCCACCAAGCCAUUAGAUGUGGCAUGGACCCUGAGCGGUGGCUGCUACGGCCUGUCCAGGAAAUACAUGCACUGGCAAGAGGAGCUGAUUGUAGGCGGGACCACCAAGAACGGCAGCGGACCCCUGCUCAGCGCUCAGGCCUUGCAGACUAUGUUCCAGCUGAUGACUCCUAAGCAGAUGUUUGAGCACUUCAGGGGCUACGAGGAGGUUUCCCACAUCAACUGGAAUGAGGAAAAGGCCGCGGCCAUACUGGAGGCCUGGCAGAGGAGAUAUUCCGAGGCUGUGUUGCAGAGCGUGGCAGCCAACUCAUCCCAGAAGGUCUUGUCUUUCACCACCACCACCCUGGAGGACAUUCUCAAGUCUUUCUCUGACAUAAGCGUCAUCCGCGUGGCUAGCGGCUACUUGCUGAUGCUGGCCUACGCGUGUCUGACCAUGCUGCGGUGGGACUGCGCCAAAUCUCAGGGGGCCGUUGGGUUGGCGGGCGUCCUACUGGUGACGCUGUCAGUGGCGGCGGGCCUUGGCCUCUGCUCUCUACUGGGCAUUACCUUCAAUGCCGCCACCACACAGGUGCUACCGUUUCUGGCUUUGGGUGUCGGCGUGGAUGACAUCUUCCUCCUCGCUCACGCUUUCAGUGAGACGGGACAGAACAAGAGGAUCCCAUUUGAGGACCGCACUGGCGAGUGUCUAAAGAGGACCGGAGCCAGCGUGGCGCUAACUUCCAUCAGCAACGUCACCGCCUUCUUUAUGGCCGCCCUCAUUCCCAUCCCCGCGCUACGGGCGUUCUCAUUACAGGCUGCAGUGGUGGUGGUGUUUAACUUUGCUAUGGUCCUGCUCAUCUUCCCCGCCAUCCUCAGCAUGGACCUGUACCGACGAGAAGACAGACGCUUUGACAUUUUCUGCUGCUUCUACAGCCCAUGUGCGAACCGCGUGAUCCAGAUGGAGCCUCAGGCAUACCUGGAUGGAUCAGACGGGAGUCGCUACAGCUCUCCGCCAUCCUACCGCACGGGGCUCCCCUCGUACCACACGCCUCCGCCAAGCUACAGCCCGCCGCCCUCCUACAGCAGCCACAGCUUUGCCCAGCAGACACAGAUCACCAUGCAGUCCACGGUGCAGCUCCGGACCGAGUACGACCCCCGCACGCAGGCUUUCUACACCACGGCCGAACCCCGCUCUCAGAUCUCCGUGCAGCCCGUCAACCCGCCCCCCGGCCGGAGCGCCCCUCACAACGACUAUUACGCCAAUAACAAUAACAACAGCGGGAGGCGGAGUCACCGGACAGCUCGAUAUCGUCACUGCGGGGCUCCGGCUACUACUUCAGGCUCGGGCCCUCAGCAGGAUUCUGCCGAAGGAAGCGGCCAGAGCCCGGAGAAUAACAACUCCACACGGGACUUGCUCUCCCAGUUUGGGGAGGGCUCGCUCGGCGUGAGGUGCAUGGAGCCUCCCUGCACCCGUUGGACACUGGCUUCUUUCGCCGAGAAGCACUACGCUCCGUUUCUGCUGCAGUCCACCACCAAGGUGGUGGUGAUCAUGCUCUUCCUGGCCUUGCUGGGGGUCAGCCUGUACGGCACCACCCAGGUUCGGGACGGCCUGGAGCUGACCGACAUUGUGCCGCGGGAGACCAGCGAGUAUGACUUCAUCGGCGCCCAGUUCAAAUUCUUCUCCUUCUACAACAUGUACGUGGUGACGCAGCGGGCCGACUAUGCUCACAAACAGCCGCUGCUGCACGAGCUGCACCGCAGGUUCCGCAGCGUCCGCUACGUGCUGAAGGAGGACAAUGGACAGCUACCCCCCAUGUGGCUUCACUACUUCAGGGACUGGCUGCAAGGUCUGCAACAGGCAUUCGACAAGGACUGGGAGACCGGCUGCAUCACUCUGAACAGCUACAAGAACGGCUCUGACGACGGCGUCUUGGCGUACAAGCUUCUAGUGCAGACGGGACGCAGAGAAAAGCCCAUCAACUUUAAUCUGCUGACACGUCACAGGCUUGUGGAUGCCGACGGCAUCAUCAACCCCGGAGCCUUCUACAUCUACCUGACGGCCUGGGUCAGCAACGACCCGGUGGCCUAUGCUGCAUCGCAGGCCAAUAUUCGCCCGCACCCUCCCGAGUGGCUCCACGACCGCACUGACUCCAUGCCUGAGACGCGCCUCAGCAUCCCGGCGGCGGAGCCUAUCGAAUACGCACAGUUCCCCUUCUACCUCAACGGGCUCCGGGAGACGCCGCAGUUUGUGGAGGCCAUUGAGAGCGUGCGGGCCAUUUGUGGCAACUACAGCCGUCAAGGCCUGCCCUCCUACCCCAACGGCUACCCCUUCCUCUUCUGGGAGCAGUAUGUCAGUCUUCGCCACUGGCUCCUCCUCUCCAUCAGUGUGGUGCUCGCCUGCACCUUCCUGGUUUGCGCCCUCUUCCUGCUCAACCCGUGGACUGCCGGCAUCAUUGUGUUGGUGCUGUCUCUCAUGACAGUGGAGCUGUUUGGCUUCAUGGGGCUGAUGGGAAUCAAGCUGAGCGCCGUUCCCGUGGUCAUCCUCAUCGCCUCGGUGGGCAUCGGGGUGGAGUUUACUGUCCACGUGGCCUUGGCCUUCCUGACGGCCAUAGGGGACCGUCACAAGCGGGCAGUGCUGGCGCUCGAGCACAUGUUUGCGCCGGUGCUCGACGGCGCCUUCUCAACGUUGCUGGGCGUUCUGAUGCUCGCGGGCUCCGAGUUCGAUUUCAUCGUCAGGUAUUUCUUUGCAGUGUUGGCCAUCCUAACGGUUCUGGGAGUUCUGAAUGGACUGGUCCUUCUUCCCGUCUUACUGUCCUACUUUGGACCCUAUCCUGAGGUGAUUCCAGUGGAUGGUCGCAGCAGGUUACCCACCCCGGAGUCGCCAUCCCACGUGGUCCGCUUCUCUGUCCGUCCCCGCCCCACCGCCUCUGCCUCGGCCACCUCAGGCGCAGCCUCAGAUUCGUCGGACUCUGAGUACAGCUCCAACAGCAUUGCGUUGGGCAUCAACCAGGAACUGCCGGGCGACAACCCGUCCCCGCAUAGGGGACAGGCCGGACAGCAGGAGCAGCAGCAGUACCCUCUCCCCACCAGCAGUGGCAGAAUAGCCAGGACGGAAGAGGAAAGGAGGAUGGUGUCGGGCCACAGGCGCCCAACCAGGCACCCCGAUCCCGCAGCCUAUAAUGUGUCCUCGUCUCAGGGUUGUAAUGCUGGACCCGGGCCCAGCGUUCCUCAGCGUGCCAGGGACCCCAAGGGCCAACAACACCGGCAAGCCCCGCCCCCAGGCCGCCCGCGCACGGACGCUUUCGAAACCUCCACCGAGGCCGGUGCCCACUUUGGCGGCCACGGCCACAGGGAACACUUUGCGGGCCACCGGGGGCGUGCCCCUCCGCACCACCCCAACACUUAUGGCCAGCCCAUCACGACGGUGACUGCGUCGGCCUCCGUCACCGUCGCCGUCCAUCCCCCUGGCUCCUCUUACCCGGGAUACGCUGCGACAGACACUUACCGGCAGGAGGAGCCCCAACCCUCCUUCCAGGACCCCCACGUGCCUGCAGACCUCCACACGGGCGCCAGUGGAAGCGCGGUGGAGCCAAUGGAGCUCCAGGAUCUGGAGUUUGAGGCAGCUGACGGCAGCAGUGGCAGUCGGGCCAGCUGAGUGUGUUUGUGCCUGUCACGGCCAAAGAUGGACUUUAAAAGCAUGGCUCAGCCUGCCUCGCCCGUGGUCCUUACGCCUUCUCCUCAUGGUGCUCAUUCUUACUGUAACACGGUGGUCUCUUGUCUUAAAAUAUUUCUAUCUAUAUUUAAAAAGAUGUAUACAUAUGUACAUAGGGACAAAUGAAUUAGCUCCUUUUUUUUGUUACUAAGGGGAGAAAGUUGUGCAAGUCCUCACGUUAACAGACUUGGACUGCCAUUGUGUGAGUGUGUGUGUGUUUGUGCGUGUGCGUGUGUGCGCGCGCGUGUUUGUGUGUGUCUUCCAUCACAAUAUAUUGGCCCAUUUGAACUAUGCAAGGAAGUACAAAGGAAAGGAGGAAGGAAUACGAGUAAGCGAUAUGCUAUUUUAAUACAUUCUGCUAUAAUUGAUAUAUUGGAAGAAAAUCAGCUCCAUAAAUGAAUAUCAAUGAAAUUAUUGAAUGUAAUUGAAAAUACCAUGGCAACCAGUUCAGGAUGUCCCCCGCCUACUGCCCCAAGAAAGCUGGGACAGGCUCCAGCAUCCCCUUGUGAGGAUAAGCAAAUUUGAGAAUGAAUGGAUGGAUGGAUGUUUUGUAGUAGAUCAUUAUUGUGACAUAUCGUACCUAGGUUUCUUUUCGAAUAUAAUAAUUUGAAUCGCGGAAUUUAUGAUACUGUUGACAUCCUUGGUAAAAGACCAUAUCCUUCAGUUCAGUGUGUGUGUGCGUGUGUGUGUGCGUGUGCGUGCGUGUAUAUGAAUGAUGAUGGUUGUACUUGUACAAAGGUACGCAUGUUCAAUUCUGACUUUUUAUCACAAACCUGUGGUAGUUUUUGUAACAAUGACUGUUUUUAACUCCACACGCUAUGCGUGCUAUUUAAGACAAGCAGAUAUGAAGAUUUUUUUCUUUUUUUUUAGCUGUUUUUUUUGGUCUUUUUUUCCAAGUCACUGCCUCGACAUUGGAACCUGUUUGUGCACUCAGCUUCUUUUACCAAUGUGUUUGUUUUUUCUUGUAGGAAAAAGGUGGGGAACCAUUGAAGUUUUUAUAAAGUCCUCCAAGGGCCAGAAAUCGCAAAAGUAGUCACACGACACAUUGUACUUUAGAAGUAGUACAGGCACUUGUGUUUGGGGAAAAAAGACUAAACGUAGAUGUACUGGUUCAAUUCCUGUUCUUUUGUAAAAAAAAAAGUACAGACUCUUAGAAAAAAAAUAUUUACUGUUUUGACAACAUGCUCAAUGAAAAACAGUGUGUACACACACUUGUUGACCUCUAUUGUUAACUUACAUUGUGAAGUGACAGACAAAAAAAAUUAGCUGAUGAUAAUAACUUAAAAAAAGGUCGUAUCAGUGCUCUUAUUUGGCCCAUGGGCCGUAUGUUCCCCACCUGUACUGUAGACCACCUUAGCAGGCAACAAAUAGUUUUUUUUCUCUUUCCUUAAACCACCUCAGAAAGUUCUGGAACAGGGUCCAAACAAACGGGUGGGGGCGUUAGCCCCUCCUUUGGUUCUAGCCUAGCCGAUAAGCUAAAUAUUCACAUAACAUACUGUACAAGUUGGCCCAUCCAGGCCAUCAACUAUAACUCAACUCAUAGCAACAACUUUCCUCAUGUAGGUUUUCUGUUUCCUUUUAGGCCAAACAAUAAGCUAGUUAGCCCGCUAGCCUGCUAAUGGCUAAAUGCUUCAUCAUCUUAGCAUAUUAGCAUGUGUAUGUAUCCUAUUCCUUACCCUUCUUAUCACUUAACUGGAGUUAGCAUCACAAUGUUAAGUGGACCCCACCCCUGUGUGUGUGUGUGUGUGUGUGUCCUCUUACUUCCUGUCGUCUGUCCAAUCAGCUGCUUGCAUGAACAAGGUUGUUCAAUUAUUUUUUGUUUUCUCUCUGUGUCAUAUUGGCAGUGGAAGAGAAAAUCAUAGCUGGCAACUAUUUUAUUCAAUUUGAAAUAUGUUUUGUUUGUUUGUUCUCAACAGUCAAUUGUGAUAUUUAUAUAUUUUUUGUAAUAUAAGAUGUUUUUGUCAUUUUUGUUGUGAUGCCAGUGGAUAACAAAUGCAGGGAUUUUUAUGAGGUAAAAAAAAACACUAUUACAGUUUAUUGUUUUGAUCUGUAUAAAGUGCUUACUAAUGUUAAAUAGGAGGAUUAAAAAAAAAAAGAUGAUAUAACAUUUUUACACUACAGGUCAUCAUAGCUCUUAGCGUUUUGUUUUGCAAUUGUUCCAGACUGCCAUUUUGGAUGUAUGCUGUUGUUCCGUUACAAAGAUAAAUGUAUGCCAUAUAAUUUAUUUAUAUGAAAAUUUAUUUUUGUAGUGUACAUAGUAGCGGUCAAGGCUAUUUUGACAGAAGUAUAUAUGAAAGAUUUUAUAUGGAAUGUUAUACAGUACCAUACCGCGGGAAAGGUGCACACAACAUCAACACUUCCCUUUCAGUAUUACACAGCUGUGUGCGCGCAUGUAUGUCUGAGUAUGUACGUGAGUGUGUGCGUGCGCGUGCGUGGCCAUCCAAGUAGAACAUUGUACUAGCCCGCCAAAUAUUCAUGUUCAAACACUGAUAGAAUUCUAACUAAUAAAAUCGAAACUAUAACUUA